AUGAGGCUAACCAAACCUACUUUAUUCACCAAUAUUCCGGUGACUUGUGAAGAAAGAGAUUUGCCUGGUAAUCUGUUUAACCAGCUUAUGAAAGACGAUCCUUCUACUGUGAAGGGAGCAGAAACUUUGAUGCUAGGAGAAAUGCUAACUUUGCCUCAAAAUUUUGGAAAUAUAUUUCUGGGAGAGACCUUUUCCAGUUACAUUAGUGUACACAAUGAUAGUAAUCAAGUUGUCAAGGACAUACUGGUGAAGGCUGAUCUGCAGACAAGUUCUCAGCGCUUGAACCUUUCAGCUUCUAGUGCUGCAGUGGCAGAACUUAAACCUGACUGUUGCAUUGAUGAUGUGAUCCAUCAUGAAGUAAAGGAGAUAGGGACACACAUCUUAGUUUGUGCAGUAAGUUACACUACGCAGACCGGAGAGAAGAUGUACUUCAGGAAGUUCUUCAAAUUUCAGGUUCUUAAACCACUAGAUGUGAAAACCAAAUUCUACAAUGCUGAGACAGAUGAAGUGUUUCUGGAAGCUCAGAUUCAGAAUAUCACUACCUCUCCAAUGUUUAUGGAGAAGGUUUCUUUAGAGCCAUCUAUGAUGUACAAUGUUACAGAACUGAACACAGUUGACACAGCAGGGGAAAGUGAGUCUACUUUUGGUUCAAGGACUUAUUUACAACCUAUGGAUACACGUCAGUACUUAUAUUGCUUAAAACCAAAGCAAGAAUUUGCAGAGAAAGCUGGAGUAAUAAAAGGUGUAACAGUGAUUGGUAAACUAGACAUUGUGUGGAAAACUAAUCUGGGUGAACGAGGAAGGCUGCAAACUAGCCAGCUCCAAAGAAUGGCUCCUGGUUAUGGUGAUGUAAGGCUUUCUUUGGAGACAAUACCAGACACCGUAAAUUUGGAAGAACCUUUUGACAUUACAUGUAAAAUAACAAAUUGCAGUGAAAGGACUAUGGAUCUGGUUUUAGAAAUGUGCAAUACUAAUUCCAUCCACUGGUGUGGAGUUUCAGGAAGGCAACUUGGAAAGCUUCACCCGAGUUCAUCCCUCCAUCUCGCACUUACAUUGUUGUCUUCAGUACAGGGAUUGCAAAGUGUCUCUGGCUUAAGACUUACAGACACGUUUUUGAAGAGAACAUAUGAGUAUGAUGAUAUUGCACAAGUCUGUGUAGUUUCUUCAGAAGUCAAACAAAGCUGAAGAAAAAAUUCUGUAUUUCUGCUGGGCUUUUUUCUUUUUUUGGACCAACUUCUUGAUGGUUUUGCAGCUGAAAUCAUUAAAAUGUGUACAAACAAAACCAAAUCCCUAUAUAUCUACAAACAAAUGUAACUAUGCUUAUUUAAUUUCUCUGAGCAUUUUUUGAAUGUUUUAAAAUCUUUUAAAAACAUGCAUAUGAAUUUUAUCUCCUGAAAAUAAAGCCUUUGAAAAAA
Antrostomus carolinensis (chuck-will's-widow) is the source of this 1415-nucleotide messenger RNA. RefSeq names its product trafficking protein particle complex subunit 13 (gene TRAPPC13). The transcript has 11 exons. The coding region runs from base 1 to 1185 and encodes 394 amino acids. NCBI's taxonomy places the organism in Eukaryota, Metazoa, Chordata, Aves, Caprimulgiformes, Caprimulgidae. The record is from RefSeq and is a predicted model, not a curated record. Gene Ontology annotation, cellular component: TRAPPIII protein complex.